AUGACUGCCACAACCCAUGCGUCAUUCGGCGAGAACACGGAAGGCUUGGAAGUAGCCAAAGCCUUUGGUGAAAACAUCCGCGGGAAGACAAUCCUCGUCACCGGAGUCAACCGUGCCGGCGUUGGAUUUACGACUGCACAGGCUUUCGCAUCGCAAGCUCCUGCUCGUGUUAUCAUCAGCGGCCGCACCCCAUCUAAACUGCAGGAAUCGAUCGACGCUCUCAAGCAAGACUAUCCGGAUGUUGAAUACCGCACUCUCCAAAUGGACCUAGCCAGCCAGAAGGGCGUCCGCGCCGCUGCAGCUGAGCUCUUGUCAUGGUCCGACGUACCGGCAGUCGAUAUUGUCGUCAACAAUGCCGGCAUCAUGAACCUGCCGGAGCGUACUAUCAACGAAGACGGGCUUGAAAUGACCUGGGCAACCAAUCAUUUGGGGCACUUUCUCUUCACAUGCCUCAUAAUGCCCAAGAUUCUGAAGGCUGCAGGACAGAACCCCAAAGGUGCAACGCGGAUUAUCAAUGUCACCUCAGGCUCCCCCAUCAUGGCAGUUCCGCGUUUCAGCGAUGUCAAUUUCGAGACGGUCAACAAGGACCUCCCGGAAGAGGAGCAGCCCAUGUACCAACUGUUAGAAGCUUGGGGCUACACUGACACGCAGAACAAGGCCUACGUUGGUAUCGAGGCCUACAACCAAAGCAAAGUUGCAAAUGUGCUUUUCAGUGUUGGCUUGAAUCAUCGACUGUUUGAGAGGCACGGCAUCUUGAGUCUUGCUGUCCAUCCGGGAGUUCUGAAGACCGAGCUCUCACGUGCCGCCGUUCCUGAGGUCACGGCUGCUAUCAAGAAGAUGUUCGAGCAGAAAGUGUUUACCUGGCGCUCUCAGGGAGCUGGUGCUUCUACGAGCCUCACUGCAGCUACCGACCCGAAGCUGAGCCUUCCUGUCACGGAUCCGGGGCGGGAGGAUGGCAAGGAGAAUGUCGGAGUAUUCCUCAUGGAUUGCCAGAUCACCGACAAGGCUAGAGCCCCCAGUACAUCGAGUGCGAACGCUGAAAAGCUUUGGGAGAUCUCAGAGGGAUAUGUCAAGGAGAAGUUUGCGUGGUAG
Molecule: messenger RNA, 1092 nt
Organism: Cyphellophora europaea CBS 101466
Lineage: Eukaryota; Fungi; Ascomycota; Eurotiomycetes; Chaetothyriales; Cyphellophoraceae
Exons: 3
Coding region: 1-1092 (363 amino acids)
Source: RefSeq, a predicted model, not a curated record